AUGCCUUCAGUAAACUCAGCUGUGUUCCAUGCGUACGCGUACGGUACUGCAUUCUGGUACGGUCUGCGUGGCAUGUGCCGUGUGUACGACCCUAUUAUGGUCAUCGGCUGGUUCCGACCUCCUUCGCAGCUGAACCUUGCGCCGAACGAUCUCGAAGCAUACAACGUGCGCAACGAUGGGUGGUGUCUCGUCACCCUUGCGUUGAUCCUAGUGUCCUUUACCAACGCUGUGCCUUUCAGCUCAGCACCUGCAACGAAGCUCACGUCAAUUCCGUAUGCGAAGGCGGUGGUGGCUGCGACAGUCUUCCAUCACAUCACAACUGGCAUCGGCGCGUACCAACACUACAAACUGCCCAGUCACUACAAUACCAGUAUGAGCAUUGGCGUGUGGGGCAAUGUGUGGCUGACGCUGACGGGACUUUUUACCUUGGCAAUGCUGCAGUCGAAUGCAGGAAAUACACCGGUCGAGGAGGUUGCUAAGAAGGCUAAAUAG
Molecule: messenger RNA, 492 nt
Organism: Alternaria burnsii
Lineage: Eukaryota; Fungi; Ascomycota; Dothideomycetes; Pleosporales; Pleosporaceae
Product: mannan endo--alpha-mannosidase dcw1 precursor
Exons: 3
Coding region: 1-492 (163 amino acids)
Source: RefSeq, a predicted model, not a curated record